Yarrowia lipolytica CLIB122 is the source of this 945-nucleotide messenger RNA. RefSeq lists its product as uncharacterized. The record is from RefSeq and is a predicted model, not a curated record. NCBI's taxonomy places the organism in Eukaryota, Fungi, Ascomycota, Dipodascomycetes, Dipodascales.
AUGGACAAUGCUACGAUGACAUCGUAUCGAUCCGCGAUUGAUCAUAACCAUUACGGGCAGCCUGAAACGAUACCUCUGGGCGUGCUACAACCCUCCAGCAACAGGCUCAACUGCAAGACUGCCGAGUCUGUAUACAAAACGAAACCGCAGCUCAACUCGGCUCCUAUCAACCAACCCUCGCUUACCUCGACUCGAUGGGACGGAAGUGCAGUCAUGACCACGGCGCAGAAGAUGACGAGCCCCCAGUACGUGACCUAUGGUGACGGAGUGGACCCCGUAGAUCUAUCAACGAACUUCACCAGUAUGGACAACGACCCCGGGCCUACAAGCAUCUGUAUGGUCAAGCCGUCUGAUUUGCGCCAAACAAGUGUCUCCAAGUCGAUCAUGGAGCAGUACCGUAGCCAGAUUCGACGGGAAAAAGAAGCAGUCGAAGAACAGGACUACUCCACCAUAAGAAGCGUCACGUUUCACCCUGUGGAAGACUUGCGAAUCUACGAGCCUCUAACUGGAGAGCAUUCGGAGAACACGUUCUUCCCGUCUCCGGGAUCGGGAUCCAAGGUCCCCAGACGACUUGAAAAUGGUGCGGCCAGAAUGGAGCAACAGGGCUCGCAUCUCGAAAACUCCCUGUUCCUGAGCAAGAUGUACCGCUCGCCUACCCCGUUGGAAUCAUAUUCGCCUGUUCACAUGCUAGAGUAUGGGGGGAGCAUCCAUUUGGGUGACAGUGGCUGGGGUCCUUACGGCAACAAGAAAAGCUACACUAUGAAGAGCACUGCUUCCAUGCCACGUUAUAUGAAGGAUACCAUUUCCUAUCGAAACAAGAAGCGUUCCAAGCACGACACCCAGAAUGGAACUGAGAAAGGCACCAGAAAGGGUCAGGACCGUGACUCCGCUAAAGGGGUGGGUAGAAAGGCCAAGCGUGAUUUAUUGGAUUUUUUCCGGAGAUAA